Messenger RNA from Glycine soja, 1207 nucleotides. RefSeq lists its product as uncharacterized. Lineage: Eukaryota; Viridiplantae; Streptophyta; Magnoliopsida; Fabales; Fabaceae. The record is from RefSeq and is a predicted model, not a curated record. Bases 229 to 1053 code for a protein of 274 amino acids. The transcript is spliced from 6 exons. Gene Ontology annotation, molecular function: iron ion binding; protein binding.
CAGUCCUUGAAGUUGAAUGGCUUGAGGCCAUACAGUGAGGGUUGUUUGGUGUCUUCAUCUCCACCACCAGUCAAAUAUUAUCUAUAUUUUCAAAAUAAAAUAAUUUUCUUUGAACACCAUAAAAAAAAAUAAAAAAGAAAAGGAGAAGCUUUUUCCUCUCAUUAUUCAGAAGGAACGUGUGUUCGUUUGUUCGGUGGUGAAUUCCUAUCCACACGUCUCACCGGAAACAUGUCAGCGGUGGUUGCUGGUUCCUCCUCUUCAUUCUCUGCCACCUUCACCACCAGAAGGAGCCCCUCCUUAAAAAACUCUCAACUCUCUCAUUCCAAGGCACUCACUUCACCUCAAUGCCAGAAAACAUCUUUACAAGGGCUCUCACUUCAUGAAGCCAAAAGGGGUGUUUCAGAAUCCUUCCUAGUUGAGAACAACAAUGGUUCCUCCAUUGCUGGAAGGAGACUUGAGAUCACAGCACGAACUGCUGGGGCUUCAAAGACAAUUGAGGUGGAGGUUGACAAGCCACUUGGCCUCACCUUAGGCCAAAAGUCUGGUGGUGGUGUUGUCAUCACUGCUGUUGAUGGUGGUGGGAAUGCAGCAAGAGCAGGGUUAAAGGCAGGGGACCAAGUCCUUUACACUAGCAGUUUCUUUGGGGAUGAAUUGUGGCCUGCGGAUAAGCUUGGAUUUACUAAAACCGCCAUCCAAGCAAAGCCGGACUCUGUCUACUUUGUUGUCAGCAGGGGUGCUGAAGUAGACGUUAAAAAGCUCACAAAGCGACCUGCUCCUCCUCGAUUUGGAAGAAAACUGACCGAGACUCAAAAGGCGAGAGCUACUCACAUUUGCCUUGAUUGUGGAUACAUAUACACCUUACAGAAACCUUUUGAUGAGCAGCCGGACACAUACGGGUGUCCUCAAUGUCAAGCACCAAAGAAGAGGUUUGCUCGUUAUGAUGUUAACACUGGAAAAGCUAUUGGUGGGGGCUUGCCUCCAAUUGGAGUUAUUAUUGGACUCCUGGCUGGUGUAGGGGCUGUUGGAGCUUUGCUUGUUUAUGGUCUUCAGUAACAUUUUAUUAAUUCCACGACAUGUUAAUUUUGUUUAUUUUCUGUCCUCCAAAGUUGUCCAAUAUUGGAGCUUGUGUCUCAGAAAAACUCCUUGGAUGCUCAUGUCAAAGUUGAAUGAAGCUUUCUAUAUGAGAUUCAAAAUAAAUUUCAAACUA